AUGGUUGCAAAGGAGGAAGUAACAACUGCUGUUAAAUUGGAAACCACAUCAGGAAAGACAGCGGAAGGGCUUGAACCACAACACUUGAAACAUGCCAAGACAAGUGCAAACAUUUCAGAAGCCAAAGCUGAACAUGUUGGUACCACUAAGGUAAAUAGAAAGCGCGUAGACGCUUCCUAUGUUGGAUGGCAGCAGAUUGGUGGCUGGGAGGAGAAAGAUGUGCUGACCGCGGAAGAUGAGUUACUCGACUUAAAUAGGGAAACUAUUCUUAACAGUAUUGUCCCAGAUAGUUUAUAUGGGGAUUGGUACCAUUCUGUGGCUAUUUUCUUUGUAGCAGGUUUUUUGUCAUUCCUAUUUGGAUAUUGGAAGUUCUCACUAGCUCCAGUUUUCCUCGUGGUUUUAGUAACUUGUAUCUUUUACAGAACAAAUGCUAAAAAAUACAGGGCAUCUAUAAGAGAUUUAGUACAGAAGGAAUUCACCGUACAAAAGGUUGAAGAUGAUUACGAGUCUCUAGAAUGGUUGAAUAGCUUGCUCGAUAAAUAUUGGCCUAUUAUUGAGCCAUCAGUUUCAAAAAUCGUUGUAGAACAAGUUAACGAAGUUUUAGCAACAAACGAAAAUAUUCCAACAUUCGUUAGUGCUGUUUGGCUGGACCAAUUCACCUUAGGUAUCAAACCUCCAAGAAUUGACUUGGCUAAGACUUUCCAACACACUGAUUCAGACGUAGUCGUAAUGGAUUGGGGAAUCUCGUUUACUCCACAUGAUUUGUCUGACACAACGGCAAAACAGUUGAGAAAUUAUGUCAAUCAAAAAGUCGUGGUGAAAGCAACAAUGUUCGGCAUCACCAUCCCUGUAUCCGUGAGUGACGUAGCCUUCAGAGCACAAACUAGAGUACGCUUUAAACUGAUGACUCCAUUUCCUCAUGUAGAAACCGUUAAUGUCCAAUUACUUGAGGUUCCUAAAAUUGAUUUCAAAGCCUGUUUAUUAGGAGAUUCCGUUUUCAACUGGGAAAUCUUAUCCAUUCCCGGUCUUUACGCUUUGAUUGAUAGAAUGGCAGCAAAAUAUAUGGGCCCUGUUCUAUUACCUCCAUUUUCUUUACAACUUAAUAUUCCUCAAUUACUUUCAAAUAGUAACUUAUCCAUUGGUGUUCUGGAAGUUACAAUCAAGAAUGCCAAGAAUAUCAAACGUUCGACGGAUAUUCUCAAUACUUCUGUAGAUCCAUACUUAACUUUCGAAUUUUUAGGUAAAACUGUCGGUAAAACUAGAAUUGUCAGAGAUACAUUAAAUCCCAUCUGGAAUGAAACGAUGUACCUUUUAUUAAGCACAUUUACCGACCCAUUAACAAUAACUCUAUAUGAUAAGCGUGAAGCCUUGAAAGAUAAACAAAUAGGUAGAGUUGAAUACAAUUUAAACUCCUUACACGAUGAAACAACCCAAAGAGACUUAAAAUGCCAUUUCUUGAGAAAUUCAAAGCCUAUUGGUGAUUUAAAUUUUGAUCUAAGAUUCUUCCCAACUUUACAGGCUAAGAAAUUACCAAAUGGCAUUGUUGAAGAAUUACCAGACUUGAAUACAGGGAUUGCAAAAGUCAUUAUCGAAGAAAUUGAUGGUGUCAAUGAAACUGGCAAGAAACAAUCUUACUAUGUCGAUUUGUACAUGAAUGCUAAACGUGUUCUAACCACAGGUAAAGUGGCUACCGAUGAAGAUAUCUUCAAGUUUAACGAACAAUAUGAAGCUGUCAUUUCUGAUCGUCGUCUAACUAGAUAUAGAUUUAUUAUCAAAGAUUCCAAGACAGACGAAAUUGUUGGUUCUACAGUUCAGUCAUUGAGUGACUUAAUCGAUAGAACAGAGGUUGAUAAUAAACUUAUACCAGUAAAGGGGGACAGCAAGGCACAAUUGAAAAUUACCACAUAUUGGAAGCCUGUAGCUCUAGACAUUGGUUCCAAUGCAAUUGCUUACACUCCUCCAAUUGGUGUCAUGAGAGUAUAUCUAUCAAAGGCUACUGGUUUGAAGAAUUUGGAGAAAAUUGGUAAAAUCGAUCCUUAUGCUAAAGUUCUCGUUAAUGGUAUAUCCAGAGGUAGAACUGUUGAGCAGCCUCAAACAUUGAAUCCAGUCUGGAACCAACCAAUAUAUGUUGCAGUAACAUCUCCCAAUCAAAGGUUAACUUUAGAAGUUAUGGAUGUUGAAACUAUAAAUAAGGAUCGUUCCGUAGGUAAGUUUGAUCUUAAGAUUCAAGAAUACUUUAAGAAGGAUAAUAAAGAUAGAUAUGUAGAACAUAUCAACAAAUCACAACAAUACGGUCGUUUGAUUACCAAGAAAGGUCCAAUGGGCGAACUAUCUUACUAUCUUUCCUUCUACCCUGUUCAUCCAGUGAUGUCACUUGAAGAAAUUCAAGAUUCUAAGAAAGUACAGGAAAGGAAAAUAGAUUUUGAAAAGCGUAAAGCUGGAAUUGAUGAAAAGAAAUUAAGUACUGAAGCAAGACAAAAGUAUGAGGAAGAAAAAAUGGAGUUGCAAGAACUUGAAUUUCUUUACAGUAACAAAAUUAAGAUGGAUUUGAACGAGUUAUUAACGUAUAAGUCCGGUGUUCUAGCUGUUACAGUACUAGACGGUGAGCUGCCACAAGCUGGUCUCUAUGUACAGGCGUUUUUUGAUUCGAAUGGGUAUCCCCGUUUCACGAGUCCAAAAAUUCCUACAAGGAUCGUUAAGACUGGUUGGACAGGUGAUGUUGUUAUCAAAGAGUUAGAUGUAUCUGAGACUAUUUUCAGAGUGACUAAGCACAAGAAUGCUAGUAGAGUAGAAGAUGCAUUUUGUGAGGUCAAAAUACACACAUUAGAUCUCGUAAAAUCCUGCUACUAUAAGCCAUCGAUAAUUAAUAUGGCAGGUGAGGGCAUCGGAAAAAUUAUGGUGCAAAUUUCUUGGUUCCCACUGAACGUUGAAGAAUUACCACAAUCCGAUUUAAUGUCGAAUGAAGGUGAUUUAACAGUCCUUGCGAAGAGUGCGGAAGGUUUAGAUGCUGCGGAUACAAAUGGGUUCUCUGAUCCGUACUUGAAAUUCUACGUCAACGAGUCUGAAGAUAAGGCAUUCAAAACUCAUAUUGAGAAGAAGACAUUGAAUCCAGUGUGGAAUGAAACUGGUGUGAUUUCUAUUAAGAAUCGUGUGAAUGAUACUUUACAUAUCAAAGUAAUGGAUUGGGAUGCUACAUCCGCAGAUGAUCUGUUGGGUUGGGCCGAGGUGAAAUUAUCUCAAGUGAAGCCUCACGAAACGACGGAGCUUGAUGUUCCUGUCAUCAACGAACAAGGUAAAGAUGCGGGUAUCAUACACCUAGAAUUUAAAUUUGAACCAAAGUAUGUGAUAAAUGUUAACAAGAAAGAAACUAAAGCCGGUGAUCUUGCAUCGAAAGGUAUUGGAUCUGGUUUGAAAGCCGGUGGUACGAUUGUUAAUGCCGGUGGAAAAGUUAUUGACACAGGCUUUGGCACGAUUGGUAAGAUCGGUAAAGGUGUUGGUAAGGGAGUCUUUGGUAGAAAGGGUGGAAAUAAAAAAUCAGCUUAA
Molecule: messenger RNA, 3543 nt
Organism: Kazachstania africana CBS 2517
Lineage: Eukaryota; Fungi; Ascomycota; Saccharomycetes; Saccharomycetales; Saccharomycetaceae
Gene: TCB1
Product: tricalbin
Exons: 1
Coding region: 1-3543 (1180 amino acids)
Molecular function (GO): lipid binding
Source: RefSeq, a predicted model, not a curated record